CUCUUCUAGAGAAACCCUCAACCAUUUUUUCAUCCUCCUAAAAUCAAUGGCCCGUAGAAUAGAAAGGUGCAAUCGUUGCGGGGUUGAACUUCUAGUACCAACUGACACACAAAUUGUUCGGUGUGCUGUAUGUCAAGCGAUCAUCAAUAUUAAACACAGUAAUAACUUCAACAGCUCGUUGAUUCACGCCCAAGACUCGAUCCAUCAUGCUGCCUCGAUGCUUAGAAAUGCCAUAGGUUCGGUUAUGGCAGUGAAUUCAGCUUUCGGAAACAGUUCCUUGCAAGCCGGAGGCUAUGGCUAUUAUCUUCAGCCGCCUAUGGAGACUCCAAGGCCGACACCGUCGACCGGUUUACCACUGCCUUCGGUGUUCGGAAGGAGGCGGGCCGUGCUUUGUGGAGUGAGCUAUCUUGGUCAGAGUUGUAGUCUUAAAGGAAGUGUUAAUGAUGUAAACUGCAUGAGAUAUUUUCUCGUUGAGAAAAUGGGGUUUCCUAUUGAAUCCAUACUCAUCCUAACAGAAUAUGAGGCAGACCCUCUAAGGAUCCCAACAAAAAGAAACAUGCAAAUGGCCUUGCGGUGGCUGGUACAAGGCUGCCAGCCAGGAGACUCCUUAGUGUUUUACUUCUCCGGCCACGGCUCAAGGCAGCAAGAUAGCGACGGUGAUGAGAUCGACGGCUUCGAUGAAACAUUGUGCCCGGUCGAUUAUGAGACCGAAGGGAAUAUUCUUGACGAUGAAAUUAAUGCUACCAUUGUUAGGCCACUUCCUCAGGAUGCGACUCUUCACGCCAUCAUCGAUGCGUGUUACAGUGGAACUGUCCUUGAUCUCCCCUUUGUUUGCAGGAUGAACAGGGAAGGAUACUAUAUGUGGGAAGAUCAGCAGCGUUCAUCGGUUAAUAAAGGAACAAGUGGUGGUUUCGCUGUUUCUAUAAGCGCUUGUGAUGAUCACCAAACCUCUUCAGACACUAGUGCUUUAUCAGGAAACACUUUAACAGGAGCCAUGACAUACAGUUUCAUACAAGCUGUGCAAAAUGAGCCAGGACUGACUUAUGGGCGCUUAUUGAGCGCAAUGCGAACCACAAUUCGUGAAGCUAAAACUGGCAUACGCCUCAGAGGUCCCAUUGCUUCUCUUGUCAACAAAAUCCUUCGUACGGAAUUGUCGCAGGAGCCUCAGUUGUCCUCAUCCGAGAAAUUUGACAUUUAUUCCAAGCGAUUUGCGUUGUAGUUAACCGCCUGAAUCUUUGUGGAUUACUCAAUUGUAAAAUAUGCACAUGCAUAAAACUGAUUAUAAGCAAAGCUCCAAGUUAGGUGUAAUAUAACUACCGAAAUUCAUGUGUAAAACGUGUAAUAUAA
Morus notabilis is the source of this 1347-nucleotide messenger RNA. Its product is annotated as metacaspase-1. Bases 47 to 1219 code for a protein of 390 amino acids. The record is from RefSeq and is a predicted model, not a curated record. Gene Ontology annotation, molecular function: cysteine-type endopeptidase activity. Gene Ontology annotation, biological process: proteolysis. The transcript has 5 exons. NCBI's taxonomy places the organism in Eukaryota, Viridiplantae, Streptophyta, Magnoliopsida, Rosales, Moraceae.